Drosophila takahashii is the source of this 993-nucleotide messenger RNA. RefSeq lists its product as uncharacterized. NCBI's taxonomy places the organism in Eukaryota, Metazoa, Arthropoda, Insecta, Diptera, Drosophilidae. The record is from RefSeq and is a predicted model, not a curated record.
AUGUUACGAUAUUGGCUCCUCCUCCUCUUCCUGGCCUUCCUGCUAAUAGGAGAUCUCUCGGCUCUCCGAGAUCUGCAGGAUCCCCAUCAGGUCCUUAGCCAGGACUCCAGUGGAUCACGGGAGAAGCGCGGCACAGUCACCCUGGACUUUGGCCUCCUCCUUCGCAAUCUGCUCUUGAAGAGCGCCCAGUUGUCCUCGGCCAAGGCCAAUCUGGUGCGGACCACUCGUCGUCCUCCAAUGACGACAACGACCACGCCUCCUCCGCCUCCGCCGCCGCCUCCUCCGCAGCGCAGUCGUCGACCCAUUUGGCAUCCGUUCUUCAGUUCCGGCUUUCUGCCUUUGGACUAUGACUACGCUGAUCCUCCAGCGGCAGGACCUCCGGCUCCUCCGCCACCACCACCUCCUCCGCAACCAACUAGAAGGCCAGUUCGACCGCCAGUAAGACCACGUCCUCGUCCUCCGACGACGACGGCUCCUCCACCGCCACCGCCUCCGCCGAACUAUGACUACGACUAUGACUACGAUGCUCCGCCAGCUGCGCCCACAGCGGCACCACCGCCUCCUCCUCCGCCUCCUGCUCCCCGCCCAAGGCCACGCCCACGCCCCCGCCCACCGCAGCCACAACAGCUGGGGGAUCGGCUAAUCUAUCAGUACGCACAACCUACUGAUACCUUCUUUAGGUCGCGUUCCGCGGAGGAGGCGGCGGCAGCACAACCGGAUGAUACAGAUACUGGUGCUAAUGCAGAUUUAGAUACGGAUGCUGGAGCCCCACCCCCCGAUCCCCCCGCUCCAACUGGCCCCCGGUUUUUGGUCAACUACGAGAGCGACAGCGACUUUGGGCAGCAGGUUCAGGAUCAGGAACAGGAACCGCCUGCAGGAUCAGCUAGACCAUCACCAUCAUCCCAAGGCUAUUUCCAGCAACUCGACUUUGGCAGCCUCGGCAAUCUCAAUCGCUUCCCGACUCCCAAUCAGCAGCAGUACUUCUACAACUAA